UACAUGUGCUCUUUUUCUUUAGAAAUGUUUCAUGGUUUUGUACAGCAAUAUUUGACAGGUAUUGAGCAGCAGCUAUUGUACAGGGUUUGUAACCCAGUGGUCAACAUCUAUCACAAAGAACAGAGAAGAACCAGCUUUAUGCAAGAACAAUCAAAAUUAUAAAAUGGAUGGUGCAAUACCGGUAGACCUAUACAUACCACCAGGUAGGGAGCCUGAAAUCCAGGGGAUGACAUAUAGUAUGACAGCACAAGCAAGAAAAUUACCACUGGAACCAGGAUUAUCUUUUUAUGGAAUAAAAGACGAAGAUAAAAACACUAUUAUUAAAAUUUCAGAAAAACUGAUCGAAUCACAUACUAAAUCAGUGAAUGAAAUUGUGUCACAUUGUUCUGAAAUAUCUGGUUAUGGAUUUCACAGCAAUAAAAUAUUAGACCAUUGUAAUCAAAUUGUUUCUGAAACUUUGAACUGUAGCUAUAUGGUGAUAAGUCUGUGUCAGUCGUUUACAAAAAUAGAUUUAACAUCAUCACAGUUGGCUUCAUUGAUGAACAGAGAAAAAUCUGACAAUUUUUCGACAGAAGAGGAUUUGUUGAUAUCCAAAGUAAAAGUAGAAAAGUGUAUUUCCUCUUCAGCUGACGAUGCACAGAAUUCUAUUGGCAUGACAACCGUACAAAGUGAUAAAUUAAGUGAUCCAUACAUGCGCUGUGUGUCUGUAAAAAAGAAUCCUUUAACAAUUUCAAGUUAUAACAGACAGACAUGUAACAUUGUUAAAGAAAAGACCGAACCGUUUGAUAAUAUGGCCGUAGAAGAUUCUUCAUCAUCGAAUGAUGAUCAAUCAAGUAUUGCUGGCAUGGCAGAACCAUCUUCACAAACUAAUUCUGGUUCGGAACUUACGUGUUCAGUUUGUUCAAAGACAUUUAAAACAGAAACGACAUUUAAAAAACACAAACAAUAUCAUAACAGGUACAACUUUGUAUGUGAAGUCUGCAACGGACGUUUUGCAGGUAAAUUAAAACUGAGAAAACAUGUGUUGAGUCAAACAGAUGAAGGACAUGUCAAAUUACGUAUGACGCAGAAUUCUUUUAGUCAAGUCGAGUCUUCAGAUUUUAUAAACCCAGGUUCUGUGGUGAAACUUGGCAUGAAUAAUGGUGAAAUGUUGUCAAGCUCUGCUGGAAUGGCAUUUAAUGUAUUGGAAGAAAAUGAAACAUUUGAACCAACUAAAGUAAAACUAGAAGACAAUUUAACUAAAAUAAAAGUAGAAAAAGACGAUUGUCCAUCGAGUGAUGAUGAAAUCAUUGAUGUGGUGUCAGAAGAACCUGAUAGAAGACAGAUCAGUUCUGAGGUAGAAAACCAUUCUGAAGACAAGACUGAAGAUCAUGAUGGAAGUGAUGAGGGAAGCCUUGCAUUAUCUGAUAAUGAUGGUUUAGAAUAUAAUGAUAAUGUAAAUAAUGAUCCAGAUUGGGAUGAGGUUAAACAGGUAGAUGAUGAAAAAGUUUGUACGAACACAAUUAAAAAAGACAAAUCAUAUAAAAGACACAAACUGUCGCAUCAAAUACAAAACAAUACCAAGGAUUUUGUAUGUGAGGUUUGUGACAAACGUUUUGACAUGAAACAUAAAUUGAAAACCCACAUCUUUUCCGAAACAGAUAAAGAACAUAUUAAACUUCAUGUGGGGAAGAAUCCAGUGAAAGUUAAAAGACAGUGUGAAAUAUGCGGGAAGCAGUACGGAGACAUGCGUUAUCUAGAACGACAUCUAAAAAUACACAGCGGAGUGAAAGAAUUCGCAUGUGAACUCUGUGAUUACAAGAGUUAUUCGAAUGAACACCUGAGGAAACACAUGAUCCGUCACACAGGGAUAAAAAAAUAUAUAUGUCAUCAUUGUGGAAAGGGAUUUCCCCGAAAGGGGGAUUUAAUCAAACAUUUUCGGUCUCAUACUGGUAUUAGGGCCUUUCAUUGUGAUCAGUGUCCAAAAAGUUUUGUUCUAAGUACUAAUUUAGCCCGUCAUAGGAAAGUUCAUAUUGAGGAGCUGCCGUACGCGUGUGAAAUUUGUGGAAAACGAUCUCGACAAGCGUAUAAUAUAACGGUUCAUAUGAGAACGCAUAACGGACAUAAACCAUUCGCCUGUGAAAUUUGUGGUAACAAGUUUGCACAUAAUGUUUCAUUGAGACAACAUAAAAAAUCUUGUCAUGGUGAAAUGGUCAACAAGGCUGGUGGAGACGUGUGAAAUUUGCGGAAAGCGUUCUCAAUAAGCGUAUAUCAACUGUUAAUAUGAGAACACAUAACAGACACAAACCAUUUUGUUGUGAUAUUUGUAGUAAAAAAUCUUGUCAUGGUGAAAUAGUCAGUAAGGCUGGUUGAGACAGUGUCAUGGUGAAAUAGUCAGCAAGGCUGGUUGAGACAGUGUCAUGGUGAAAUAGUCAGCAAGGCUGGUUGAGACAGUGUCAUGGUGAAAUAGUCAACAAGGCUGGUUAAGACAGUGUCAUGGUGAAAUAGUCAGCAAGGCUGGUUGAGACUAUGUGAAAUAAUUUGUAAAUAUCUUAACACUGCAACCGUUACUAUGACAACAGUUAAUUUUGAAUUGGGCCCUGUGCAAAUUUCGGCCCCGGGAGGAGUUGAGUAUCCUGCUAGUACUCUAUAAAUGUUAAUACUUAGUAUGUGUUUAUCAAAUUGAUUAAUAAUAGUAUAAAUUAUUCAAAUCAGUGUACUGGUGGCACCGUUUCGCCUCCUUUCUACAGAUGUGAGAUCUGGAGUGAAAAUAUGUUGGAAUUACUGUAGAAAGAAAGCGAAAUUAUCAAAAGGGGUAAAGCGUGGCGGGGCCAAAAAAAAAAGAAAAAAAACCCCAAAAACAUACAACCGAAAACCUGAAUAUGCAAUAGUUACUUUAUAAUCUACCCUCGCUUUAUGGCUGUUGAUGAAUGGCGCAUCCUGAAGAUCCCGUGUUCCCAUCUUCCGAUCAGGGUUCAAAGGUACGAACAGUGCUAAUAGUAUAUACACUAUGUUGUAUUAAAGAACUUUUUUGUUU
Patella vulgata (common limpet) is the source of this 3016-nucleotide messenger RNA. RefSeq names its product zinc finger protein 235-like. Gene Ontology annotation, biological process: regulation of transcription by RNA polymerase II. Bases 164 to 2218 code for a protein of 684 amino acids. The record is from RefSeq and is a predicted model, not a curated record. Gene Ontology annotation, molecular function: RNA polymerase II cis-regulatory region sequence-specific DNA binding; DNA-binding transcription factor activity. NCBI's taxonomy places the organism in Eukaryota, Metazoa, Mollusca, Gastropoda, Patellidae. The transcript is spliced from 2 exons.